Messenger RNA from Panicum hallii, 970 nucleotides. RefSeq lists its product as uncharacterized. NCBI's taxonomy places the organism in Eukaryota, Viridiplantae, Streptophyta, Magnoliopsida, Poales, Poaceae. The transcript has 9 exons. The record is from RefSeq and is a predicted model, not a curated record. Bases 128 to 712 code for a protein of 194 amino acids.
CCUUCUCCCAUUGCAAUUUCAAAUCUCCCCUCCCCUCUCCCCUCUCUCGCGCACACCACCGGCCCCCGCUCCUCGCCGCCCCGCGGAACCCUAACCGUACCCUAGCCGCCGCUGCCGCUCCCUCCGGAUGUCGGGCUCCGAAGCGUCAGCGGCGGAGCAGCCCGCUUCGCCCGCCGCGGCGCCCGCGGCGUCGGCCGAGAGCGCCCCGUCCCCUGCGGAUUCGCAGAGGAAGGAGGAGCUGCUGCCCGUGGGGGAGAAGAUCUCGGAAUUGAAUGAAUCACAAUCAGAGCUUUUAGGGAGACUCCGAGGACUUAAGGAGGAUCUGCAAAAUUGGAGGAGCAAUUUAGACACCCAAGUGACGAAGUACAAAGUUGAACUCUCUGAUAUCAAAAGUGCACUCAAUAAUGAAAUAGAACAGCUUCGUUCAGAUUUCCAAGAGCUGAGGACAACCCUUAAGAAACAGCAGGAAGAUGUGUCACUUAGCUUAAUGAAUUUGGGGCUCCAAGAUGCUACUGAAAAUGAUGUGAGCAAAGGAAGUGGAGAGGAGAAUACAAAUGAGGACUUGUCAGCUAACUUAGGGAGCUUGAAAUUGAAUGAUGCUUCUGAAAAUCAUGAUGAAAGCAGAGAUGCUAAGGAUGAUAAGACUGAAACCCCUGCUGAAGAUGGUGCUGCUGACAAGGGCAUCAAGGAGGGGACCCCAAGUGAUGAAUAGAUCAUGGAAUGUAAAGUGAAACGCAAGUGGAGCUGCUUCUCUCAUGGCGUAGGAACUUUAAGAACAGUGAUACUGUAGGUUCUUGUAUAAGAAAACGAGCCCAUGCUUCGUGAUGGCUCGCUUGAUCGUGUAGCCUAGUUGUUAUGGAAUGCUGUUAUGACUUGCUGAGGCUCAAGUGUCCAAUCGCCUCUGGAAUUGCCAUGACAGUUGUUUAACUAAUCGCAAGUAAUCAGCUGGUAUCACCGUAUAAUUAGCAUU